Messenger RNA from Sitodiplosis mosellana (orange wheat blossom midge), 736 nucleotides. RefSeq lists its product as uncharacterized. NCBI's taxonomy places the organism in Eukaryota, Metazoa, Arthropoda, Insecta, Diptera, Cecidomyiidae. Bases 96 to 650 code for a protein of 184 amino acids. The record is from RefSeq and is a predicted model, not a curated record. The transcript is spliced from 4 exons.
UUUGGCAUGCAAUCAACAAAGUUUUCGUCAUUUGUAGCCUAAAUUGCGUCUAUCAACAAGCAUAGAAAUUUAAGUUAAACAAUAACUCAUUGCCAAUGGAUUACCAAGACACUUUUGGCAAUUUACGAAAGAAAUUCUAUGAUCGACGGAAAGAGGUCGAACUGUUGGAUGAUUGCAUUGGUGAAGCCUUGACGAAACGUGCCGUUCCCAUCACAAUUGCACUGAGUGCAGCCACAUAUUUUGCCAUACGGGAGGGAUUUUUGAAAAACAAUGGAAUCUUUGGGUUGAUGCGAAAGAAUUUUUUGUGCAUGUGCAUUGGCGUUGGCGCCAGUUUACUGGGAAUUCGGGAGAAUUACUAUGAUAAAUUAGCCAUAUUUUACACUUCGCAUCGGUAUCAAGAAGUGCGAAAUAUGAUAAUGGCUGAUUGGAAGGAUAAAAAUAUCAAGAAUGGCGCCAAAAAACCGUUUCUCCAACCCAAUCAUCUAAAUUUAGACUUAGAACGGCCCCAUUUCAAAGGGAUUAACACGCAUCACACCGCUGAUCCAAAUAAAGAUGACACUCGUAAUCGUCACUAUGAGAAUGUCACAUACGAAGAGCUGCAGCGUAAAAAUCGUGAACAAUACGCUAUAAAACACACCGUUUAUUAUUAGCCACUUACUUAGAGUAUUAACCAAUUUCCUUGUAAAAAAAAUCGAAAAAAAUAUAUUGAUUCUCAAUAUCAUUGUUAUUUAAUUGA